UUAUUAUUAUAAAGAUGGGUAAAAUGUGUUGUAUAAGCUUGACGUUGGCUGUAAAACUCAUUGGAACAUUUGGAUUGUCUCUGUCAAUUCUUAUGAUCAACAUGUUGGUGAGCGAUUUCUUCUCGAAGCAACACGAAGAAGAGUUCAUAAUAGCCCUAGAAUCAUGGAUGCUCUUUGGGUUAAAUUGGACUUAUGUCAUGAAAAACCUUAAAGUUGUCGAGACAGCUCGUACACUGUUGACUUGUGUUCUUAUCUACUCGGUGCUCUCUCUCGUUGCUAAUGCUCUCCUGGCCUUGAGCUCUCUUUUGAAAAAGCCAAAUUAUGUUCUAAUGUGGAUGUAUAUGCAAAUGAUUAGCAUAUUCGAUCAAACGAUCGCUUUGACGAUGCAAUUAACACGCGACGACAAGUCUGAUGGAGAAGAUAAGUCAGCUUGGUACAUUCCUGUAUGCAGUAUUUAUUUACUGAUAAGCGGUUACUUUUGGAUGGUGGUCUCGGCGGCUCGCAGAGAGUGGAUAAAGAAUAGGGAAGAUUGCGAUCAAGUCAUCGCGAUUGAUACGAUGAGAUCUCCGCAAAUCUCGGACAAUGCAAACAUGCCCAAGUCGCCGUCAUUCUUAUCAAGCAAUAUCGGUGGUAUCGCUUACGAUUUUCCCAAGUCACUGCCACCGCCAGCAUACAACGUCGUUUAAUAUCCUCGACGAUCAGCGCUACUUUUGACUAUUCCGGUCGCCCCUUUGUUUCACGAAUGGGAAAUUAGAGGAGCAAUUUUAGCGAAUGUACGAUGUAGGUCGGUGCCAGUCAAUAUAUCGAGCGAAUUCGGAACUCACUCAUCCAAGCGAGAUUCCCUCGAUCUCUCAUUCAAUACCUGAGUAUUUGAUACCAGUUGUAAAUGCGCAUAAAUCUGUUAUAUUAUUUAUUUAUUUUUAUACGAGCACAUUCAUUGUAACGCCAUUCUUUGACUUUGUAAAUAAAGACACAUUAAUAUACGUUUAAA
This is a messenger RNA of Ceratosolen solmsi marchali, 991 nucleotides long. RefSeq lists its product as uncharacterized. The record is from RefSeq and is a predicted model, not a curated record. The transcript is spliced from 5 exons. The coding region runs from base 15 to 686 and encodes 223 amino acids. Lineage: Eukaryota; Metazoa; Arthropoda; Insecta; Hymenoptera; Agaonidae.